AUGAUAUUUAACUCCUUGGGGUCUUGGGGACAGGAAGGCCACAUAUGGUCAAAAGUAGCGACACCCCUCAUAUUAAAGCCAUCAGUUUACACUGAGGAACAACAUGACUUCUCAAUACAAGAAUACAAUAACUCUAGUUCAGAAGCAGAGUACGCCACAGCAGUGGAAGCGCAGGAUAUUGAUACAGUUAGUAACCGGGUGGCAGUAAGUGAGAAAGAAAAACAAAAGGACGGGUACCGAUUUCUUACACCGAUACUUUUCAAUUUUUUCGCAUAAAAUGGAAGAACACUAUCAUAGUAACUAUACCGAUCUCUUUUAUUUUGUUAUAAAACGAUUGAUAUGGCACGACCAU
Didymodactylos carnosus is the source of this 352-nucleotide messenger RNA. NCBI's taxonomy places the organism in Eukaryota, Metazoa, Rotifera, Eurotatoria, Philodinida, Philodinidae. The record is from the annotation of a GenBank genome assembly.